CAGCUGCCAUCCCCCGAUUCUAGUAAAGACAGUAUUAGAAAGCAUCUGCAGACCUCUCUGUUCGUAGUUACCAGGCAACAGAAAGGCCCUUAGUUCUCUCCAAUUAAACCACUCAUGCUGCAGGCAGAGGAAGGUAUACCUCACAUAAUGAGUCUGCUCAAAAAGCUGUAGUUCUGUGGUAGACUGCUUGCCCAGCGGGGUCGGAAGUGGGAGAAAUAGGGGAACCCUGCUUGGCUUUUUGUGUCCUUGUAUUUCUCAAGCUAGUCCAGACGUAUGGCGUUACGAAAUGUUUUUUUUUUUUUAAUCAAAGGUAUUAUUUGUAAUUUUUUCCUGUUAAUAAUCACACAAUUGUUGGAGGAGAGGGUACUAUCUCAGUCGAGAACUUUCUAUCUCAUUGGUUUGGGGUUAACAUUAACUAGCCUUUGCAAUGGUCACAUACACUACUUUCCGGUUGACUCUAUGCCAGAAGGCAAGAUUUCCAGAGCCCAGGGGUCUAAGGAUCCCACUGAGGGUGGCGGCUGCAUGGAUUAGAAGGUGCUCUGCAGUGAUUGGGGGACGGGGCGAAAAGCGAAGAAGGUGGAGAAUAGGGAUCAUGUGUGUUCCUCGAAUGUACAACCCACAUUUGAAUGACAAAUAACAAGGCCAACCUAUAAAAACAACUAAGCGCAAAUCUACCCAUAUCCAUCUUCCCCGGGAUGCGUGUGGUUUUUCAACUAACUUUGGGAAGUCGCAGAGACCCAGCGGUGUGGCCCUCACCACCUCUCCUACACUUUGGCAUUUUAAGCGUGCACCGCCCUUAAAGGUAUCUUUCUUUCCUCCGGAUUAAGUAUGGAAGAUCCCUUCAGCCCCUCAACUCUGUCUCCGGUGUCUAACCUAUCCCUACCCAUUCGGCAGAGCUGGGGUCUCAACCUCACUUCUAAGCAGGGAACCUCUGUGCCGGGACCGCAGCCGCCUCCACGCUGGCCACCUAGCCACCGGAUCCAUCUGGUCUUCUUGGGGAUCAUCCUGGCGGCCUCGGUAGCUGGCAACACCACAGUGCUCUGCCGCCUGUGCGGCAGUAGCAGCCGACCCUGGCUGGGUCCCAAGCGUCGCAAGAUGGACUUCCUGCUGGUGCAGCUAGCAGCGGCUGACCUGUACGCGAGUGGAGGCACCGCGCUGUCGCAGCUGGCUUGGGAGUUGCUGGGCGACCCGCGACCUGCUCUGGGCAACUUGGCUUGCCGCCUUUCCCAGUUGCUGCAGACAUCUGGGCGGGGCGCCUCCGCCCACCUGGUGGCGCUCAUUGCUUUGGAGCGCCAGCUCGCAGUGCGAGGUCCUCAGGGCCCACAGUUGCCCGCACGCGCCCUGACUACCCUGAGCUGGCUGCUGGCUCUGCUGCUUGCUCUGCCGCCCACCUUCGUGGUGCGCUGGGAAGCGCCUCCAUCUUCAACCGCCAGCGCCUGGCCCGGGGAGCAUCGCUGCCACGACAUCUUCGCCCCCCUGCCGCGCUGGCACCUGCAGGUCUACGCGCUCUACGAGGCUAUCGUGGGCUUCGCGGCGCCAGUCGCGAUCUUGGGUGUCUCUUGCGGUCACCUGCUGUGUGUCUGGUGGCGGCGCGGGUCUCAGGCUUCGGUGGCUGGGAUGCCCUGGUCCGCCAGUAUGGCUCGAGCCUCCUUACCCAGUGCGCUGCCCCGCGCCAAGACGGGUGACUGCCGUCUCUGGCGGCGGCUACGGAGGCGUAUAGGAGUUCUGUGCUGCGUGCAGGAGGAAGAAGCCGAGAUCAGCGGAGGGGCUGGGGACCACCAGGCACUCCACCGCCAUCGCUGGCCCCACCCCCAUUAUCACCAUGCCCGGCGGGAGGAGCGGGACCAAGGCGGCCUGCGCCCACCCCCGCCACGCCCCAGACCUCUGCCCUGCUCCUGUGAAAGUGCCUUCUAGGAGCUGCUGCACAGACAGGUCGUUUGUCACUGUGGCACAGACUUCAGACAACACAGGAUGUAAGUGGUCUGCCUAAAUCACGAAUAGUGGAACUGUCUGCAGGAACCACUGAAACUGCCCGCAUACUUUAUGCGACAGUUAUUUCCUUCUAAUUAAGGACAUGGUUUUUACUUCUUGUUUGUUUUCUUCCCUGUGGUUCCUCUCACAAUGCCCAUUUUAAGGAGACCAAAUGCUUGGAAAGUUGUUUAAAAAAAAUCUGAGUUCCAGAGUUAAUAUUUUUGCAAUUCUCUUUUAUAUUCCCACUGUGUUCUAGAUAAGAACAUUUAUUUUAACAAAAUUGUCAAUUUUUCAUUCGUUGCUAUUAUGUUUUUAGUGAAUUCGAAUUGUGCUUAAAUCAAGUGCAUCUUUGGGGAGCAGCAAAUUUGCUGUUCCUACCAAGAAGAAAAUCCCCAUAAUGCUCUUCCUGGGGAGAUCUGGAGUCCUAUUAGCAAAGCUAUAGGAAAGUAAUUAUGCUGUCACUUCAGUGACAGAGCAUUUGAAAAAUAAAAGCAUUCCCCACAUAGCAGCUAGAACACCUUUUUUAACGUGGUAAUGUGUUUUCUGGGAAGAAAAUCGGUGUGGCUUUUAUUUCCAAUCUAACUUCCACAUCAAUAAAAACUGAGAGUACAUGAGGACAUAAAGCUUCUUUUAGUUCUUUCCAAGCAUGUCUAUAUUCCGUCAGACAUAGAGUUAUUGUGCCCAGUCCAGCUUCUAAGUCUGUCCACAUUAAACUCCUAAGGGAAAAGUCUUGAGGGAAAGUGUUAAGUAGAUGUGCCAGGGCAGGAGUCACUGUCCAAGUGCUCCAAGAUCUGCAGGAAAAAGCUCCAAGUUCAGCAUGUAGGUAGAAAACUGCUUAAAAAUAAACCUGUGUAAACAGGUGUAGUAGAGGCCCUGCCAUCGAUCUCAGCACCCAGGCAAGAGCAUUGUCUUGAAUUUGAGGCCAACAUCGACUAAGUAGUGAGUUCUAGAAUAGUCUGGGCUACACUGUUAGACUUCGUCUCAAACAAACAAAACAAUGUGUAGCUUGCUCCUGUGAGUCUGAAUUAAAUCAGGGAACAGUCGAUGUAUGUGCUCCUCCUCGUAACUGUUCAUGCUUCGAGGGGAAAUGGCAGCAUUUCUGAGCACUGCCCACCAUGUGCUCAGCUGCACCCUGCACCUGAGAACACACAGCGUGGGUUCUUCACCGUAAGUAAGUGUGCCACUAAGAAGCAGAGAGGAAGGGAUUGGCUAAAGCUUGUUUACACAAGUGAUAAUCUUUGAGGAUUAUGUUUUGCUCGUGGUUAUAUUUGUAUACUUCUACAUCAUGUGAUACAUAGGGACCACUCAAUGCCCAUUUGUGGCAUAGUUUAGCAAGAGUAGCUAUAGGCAGGCUACAUAAAGGAUAAGGGAAAGGAAAUAUGCAUUCCUCCAGAAUACUUUUUCUUAGCAGAUUCAUCAGUUCAGCCCAUACUGGGUCCUAACAGAAGGAACUCAGGCCUGUCAUCCUUUGUAUCACUUGGCUGUUUGGAACCUGGAAGUUGGCAUCAUCUUCCCGAGAGGCUAGCUUAUCUGCUGAAAGCUGCCAAGAAAUGGCAGGUGUGAAACAGCAGCUACUCAAUGUACGCUUGCUCAACCCAGCAAUAACCCAAAGGUUGUUCUUCUAUGAGAACCUAGUAAGGGCUUCACCUAGAAAAAAUGAGUCCUUGCAUCAGCUCUUGAUGGAUUCAACAUCAUCUCCCCUGCUCUCUGGCCUCUGAAAGUGACCUUGCUAUAACAGAAAGAAGUCCAUCCAAUGAAGGUCUGGAACUCACUAAAGCUCAAAAAACUGUCCCUAGGCACCUUCGGGGUGAACUAGGUGGACCUGUUGAUGGGGACCAUACAACCUUGUCUUACAUGAGGACAUAGACUCUUCUAUCUAAACUUGUAUGAAUUUGGGUCUGAGUGUUUGAUUCUUAAUCUUUCCCACUGAAGGUCAACUAUGCAAAGCAUGUGACAGUUUGGUCAAAAGGACCCUCUAGUAUAUUUCUCAAGCUCCCUCUGCACCUUACUGAUCUGUUCAAAAUGUUCAUAAUUUCGUCUGUCCUUCACCAGUCUUCAAACAUUGUGAGUUUUUGCAAAGUGUGGCAUGCACAGUGCAGAGUAGACGAUAGAUUGAAUCUAUUAUAAGGUAACCCAAGGUAAUUACAUGGACUGUUCUCGAGAUCUGAAAGUGACCAGCAAGACCACUCUGGGGAAAAAAACAAAGGCUGAGAGCAAACAAGGGCCUGAGAGACCAUCAAGAAGGGAAAUGCCAUCAAAAGGUGAGAGUGGACAGUGAGCAUAGAGACCAUUGUUCCAUCCUACAUUUUAAGGCAGGCUUUAUACCAUGUCUGAAACAGACUGUUUCCUAAAGGGCAUCUUGUCCAGAUGAUUGAUAGGCCCUUGAGACUAACUCUUAAGGCAGAGGACAAUGAGUUAUCAAGAAAAGGGACAAUGGCAUCUUUGUUUUUCUUUUACCAGAAGUCCUUCCACUAGAUAGAAACCUUAUAAUCUUCCUGGUAGUUUAGAAUGCCAUUGCUCCACAAAAGACCAGAGAUAAAAUUCAGAUGUCAGUAUUUUUACCAAUAAUCAAAGUCGUUCAAUUCCUACAUCUGGUUUUACAAGUUGCUGACUAAAAAGGGUCAGUCCUAAAGAGCUUUCAAGUCUGUUAAUAUCUAGCUAGCAGUGUGACAGCAGGACAUGACACAAGGGAACACAGGUCAUUCUCCACCACACAGAUCUCUUCAUUGUGGGCUAUUUCCUGCCCACAGGGCCAGCCUCCCCCAACUGAGUGCUAUGUUGGUAGAGGGGAGAUUCAGAAGACUGUUGUGCCCCUGACUGAGGCCAAAGAACCCCUUUCUCUUCCUCUGGAAUUUGAACAGUAAAUGAUACUGAGCUGCAGA
Rattus norvegicus (Norway rat) is the source of this 4853-nucleotide messenger RNA. It is a transcript of the gene Gpr150, whose product is annotated as G protein-coupled receptor 150. Gene Ontology annotation, biological process: G protein-coupled receptor signaling pathway; signal transduction. Lineage: Eukaryota; Metazoa; Chordata; Mammalia; Rodentia; Muridae. Gene Ontology annotation, molecular function: G protein-coupled receptor activity. Gene Ontology annotation, cellular component: plasma membrane; membrane. The record is from RefSeq and is a predicted model, not a curated record.